CCCGCGCUGCUGCUCCUGCUCGGCUAACGGGCUCCCACCCUGCGAGCUCCGCGUCGCGUCCGCGCGUCCGUCUCCCAGUCCGCUACAGGAAGCCUCCGCCGCGCGUGUUAUCUGCUGCAGAACCUGAUACCAUGGCCAAACCAGCACAGGGCACCAAGUACCGGGGCUCCAUUCAUGACUUUCCAGACUUUGACCCCAGCCGGGACGCCGAGGCUCUGUACACGGCCAUGAAGGGCUUUGGCAGUGACAAGGAGGCCAUAUUGGAGCUAAUCACUUCUCGGAGCAACAGGCAGAGGCAAGAGAUCUGCCAGAGCUACAAGUCCCUCUAUGGCAAGGACCUCAUUGCUGACUUGAAGUAUGAGCUGACGGGGAAGUUUGAACGACUGAUUGUGGGUCUCAUGAGGCCACUUGCCUAUUGCGAUGCCAAAGAAAUUAAAGAUGCCAUCUCGGGCAUCGGCACUGACGAGAAGUGCCUCAUUGAGAUCUUGGCUUCUCGGACCAAUGAGCAGAUCCACCAGCUGGUGGCAGCAUACAAAGAUGCCUAUGAGCGAGACCUGGAGGCUGACAUCCUUGGCGACACCUCUGGCCACUUCCAGAAGAUGCUCGUGGUCCUGCUCCAGGGAACCAGGGAGGCGGACGAUGUGGUGAGCGAGGAUUUGGUGCAACAGGAUGUCCAGGACCUGUACGAGGCAGGGGAACUGAAAUGGGGAACAGAUGAAGCCCAGUUCAUUUACAUUUUGGGAAAUCGCAGCAAGCAGCAUCUUCGUUUGGUGUUUGAUGAGUAUCUAAAGACCACGGGGAAGCCGAUUGAAGCCAGCAUCCGAGGGGAGCUGUCCGGGGACUUUGAGAAGCUGAUGCUGGCUGUGGUGAAGUGUAUCCGGAGCACCCCAGAGUAUUUUGCUGAAAGGCUAUUCAAGGCCAUGAAGGGCCUGGGGACCCGGGACAACACCCUGAUCCGCAUCAUGGUCUCCCGUAGUGAGUUAGACAUGCUGGACAUUCGGGAGAUAUUCCGGACCAAGUACGAAAAGUCCCUGUAUAGCAUGAUCAAGAACGAUACCUCUGGCGAGUACAAGAGGGCUCUGCUGAAGCUAUGUGGGGGUGACGAUGAUGCUGCUGGCCAGUUCUUCCCGGAGGCAGCGCAGGUGGCCUAUCAGAUGUGGGAGCUUAGUGCAGUGGCCCGAGUAGAGCUGAAGGGAACUGUGCGUCCAGCCGAUAACUUCAGCCCUGAUGCAGAUGCCAAAGCGCUGCGGAAGGCCAUGAAGGGACUUGGAACUGAUGAGGACACCAUCAUCGACAUCAUCACGCACCGCAGCAACGCCCAGCGGCAGCAGAUCCGCCAGACCUUCAAGUCACACUUUGGCCGGGACUUGAUGGCUGACCUGAAGUCGGAGAUCUCUGGAGACCUGGCGAGGCUGAUUCUGGGGCUCAUGAUGCCACCGGCCCAUUACGAUGCCAAGCAGUUGAAGAAGGCCAUGGAGGGAGCUGGCACAGAUGAAAAGGCUCUCAUCGAAAUCCUCGCUACUCGGACCAAUGCGGAAAUCCGGGCCAUCUGUGAGGCCUAUAAGGAAGACUAUCACAAGUCCCUUGAGGAUGCUCUGAGCUCAGAUACGUCUGGACACUUCAAGAGGAUCCUCAUCUCUCUGGCCACGGGGAACCGUGAGGAGGGAGGAGAAGACCGGGACCAGGCCCGGGAAGAUGCCCAGGAGAUAGCAGACACACCCAGUGGAGACAAAACUUCCCUGGAGACACGUUUCAUGACGAUCCUGUGCACACGUAGCUAUCAGCAUCUCCGGAGAGUCUUCCAGGAGUUUGUCAAGAUGACCAACUACGACGUGGAGCACACCAUCAAGAAGGAGAUGUCAGGGGAUGUCAGGGACGUGUUUGUGGCCAUUGUUCAAAGUGUCAAGAACAAGCCUCUCUUCUUUGCCGACAAACUGUACAAAUCCAUGAAGGGUGCUGGCACAGAUGAGAAGACCCUCACCAGGAUCAUGAUCUCCCGGAGUGAGAUUGACCUGCUCAACAUCCGGCGGGAGUUCAUCGAGAAAUACGACAAGUCUCUCCACCAAGCCAUUGAAGGUGACACCUCUGGAGACUUCCUGAAGGCCCUGCUGGCUAUCUGUGGAGGCGAGGACUAGGGCGACCAGCUUUGGCCGGCACCUGUGCCGAGAAAUGGUCAGCAGCACCAGCCGCCAUGACCGAGCCUAACUGCUCCAGCUCCAGAGACUAAGGAAGGGACAGGGGUGGGGGGAGGGGGUCAGGGGUGGGCUUUUGUCUUCAGCUGGGGUUUAGGAAAGGCUCCCACUCCCACAGGCCACUGAAGGCCCAGCACGGUCACUUCUGCUCACAUGUGAGCAACUGAAGAGCCGUAGCCACAAAUCCCGUCCACCUCCACUCCCCAUCUUCCUCUUCAGCCCUUCCCAGCUUCCAUCCCUUACGGCAGCCCUUGCCCUGCUUUGGGCUUUGUCAAAUCCAAAAACAUACUGAGCCUCUGUCUGUGAAAUGAGUGAAGCGUGUGCUUUGAAUGGCAGCGUGUGGUGGCAGGUGCCGAUUAAGUGUCCUGGGGGAGAGAAGGGUCGGGUCAAUGCCUUCCAGCCAAUUGCCAGUCCCCCCACUGUUUCACCACUUGCCCCCAUCCAGAGAGAUGGAACCGGGAGUCUGGCUACCUGGGUUCAAAUUUGCAUCUGCCACGUGUAUGCAUUCUAGCUUCAGGCCAACCUCUGUCCCUGCCUGAGUCUCUACUCUCUUAUCUACAAAGUAGGAGAGUUGGAUGAAAGGAUGUUGGCUUUCUCUAACAUUGACAGUGUAAGAUGUGCCCCCAAGUCAUUCCCUUUCCACUUUCCUCUCUAACUAGAAACAGACAUACAGACACAUAAACAUAUUUCCCACGGGGUCUGUGUUUUUGACCUAGACCUGCCGCUGGAUUGUCCUUGUGACAGCCUGAGGUAUUCACCCACCCAGGAGUAAGUUCUACCCUCAUGCUCUUGACUGGGAAUCCGAGUGAGAGUCUGAGCUAACAUCUAGCCUGGAAAGGCUGCCUCAGUCCCCACCAGGUCUCAGAUACUCCCUCCUCCCUCUGCUGCCUGGACGUGUCUCUGUGCAUUCUUCAUUCAUUACAACCAAACCAAAACUUCCUCUUUUGAGCUCUUCAGGGGCACCAGAUGUGAUCGUGAUCUGGGGAGGCCCGCGGAAAGUUUCUACUUUGUGAAGAUCACUGAUAAGCAGCAGCUUCUCCGUCUCCCUUCCAUCGGAUGUGUUUCUGCUCUGAGACUUGGGUCUGAAGUUGUCUGGUGACGGUGACAGAGGUGCGAGGGCGCCUGCUGACUGGGGGGCCCUGCUCCCUAUCCUGACUGGCCUGACCUACUUUGACAAAUCAAGUGUGUCUGCUAUAGUAGCUGUGCAGGGAGCACGGGGUUUGGGAAACUUGAGUGACCUUGGGCCCGCCACUGCCCUUACUGGGCCUCAGUUUCUACGUUUGUACAGUGAGGGGUUGGAUCCAACAAUUUUUUUUUAAAUUUUUUUAAAUGUUUAUUUGUUUUUGAGAGAGAGAGACAGAGCGUGAGCAGGGGAGGGGCAGAUUGGGAGACACAGAAUCCAAAGCAGGCUCCCGGCUCUGAGCUGUCAGCACAGAGCCCAACUUGGGGCUCGAACCCACAAACCAUGAGAUCAUGACCUGAGCCAAAGUCGGACGCUUAACUGACUCAGCCACCCAGGCGCCCCUGGACCCAGUGGUUUGAAAGAGUCCUAUCUUCAUCUCUGCCAUAAUGAGGCUGAAAGCAAGAUGGUUUAUCUUGUUCUGUCCUCCACUUUCUUCCCUCCACCAGGCUGGGAACCCACAUCCCAGGAGAGUCAGCUGAGAGCUUUUUUGGGUAUUUACCCAACUUACUGCAACUAUUAUCAAAAGACAAAUUAACAAAGUAGUUAAAAGCUGUGGAGUCAGGCCCUUGCCGCUAACUGACCGUGAGCAUCGCAUUUCUGAGCCUCAGUUUCCUCAUCUAGAGAACAGGGCGUCCAGUUCCACCCAUCUCUUAGCCUUUGAGGAGGAAAUGAGGUAAUGCAGGGAAGUACUCGGCAGGGGCCUGCCUUGCCCGGAGUCAGCUGUCGGGCACCACCUGCCCAGAGCCAGGCCCCGUUGUAGGAGGCUGGUAAGUGGAUCCCAAGAUGUUUUCUGAUUCUGCUAUCAAGUCAACUGCAGAUCACAGAGGCACCCAAAAACAAACAUGAAAGCACCUUAAAAACAUGUGCCGAGGGAAGAACAGUUCUGGGAGUGGCAAGGAACGAGUGAUGGAAUCGGAGGGAAUAGAAGGGGGAGGCCCUCUGAGGCCAAGGGGAACACACAAGCAGAGAGGCCAGGAAAGUCUCGAAUUCCCAGAAACCAGGAAUGAGGAUAGCUGAAACUGAUCACUCGCAAUGUACAAGCCUGUUGUAGUUCCUCAAGGUGCAAUUUUCACUUGCUUUUCAGUUAAGGUGGGUUGCAUUCUGGGAUUGGUCUCUAGUAGGAGGGAGACCCUUAGGGCUUGUGGGAUGAGGCAGACGGCAUUAGAAAUGGGAGUGUGCACCCAACUAUGGGGGAAUGUCAGGAUUUUAUGUUACACCACAGGGGAGCCUUUGGAGGUUCUUAGAGGGAAGGUAUGCAUCUAGCCACACACUUGAGAAAAACCAACCGUGUGAGGGAAGGGUGGCCAGUUGGAAGGCUAGUUGGACAGGUGCCUGCAGAGCAAAUCACAUUUUUUUUUCCCUUGGAGCUGUGGCAGAGGAGGCAGCAGCCACUAUUCAGAAUCCCUGCACUUCAUUCAUUCGUUCUUUCGUUCAUUCAUUCACUCUUGCAGCUUACACUUCUGGAAUGCCUCCUGUAUGCUGUGCCAUAUGUGGUGGAUACUAAAGAUAUCAAAACUUAA
This is a messenger RNA of Lynx canadensis (Canada lynx), 4895 nucleotides long. RefSeq names its product annexin A6 (gene ANXA6). The record is from RefSeq and is a predicted model, not a curated record. Gene Ontology annotation, cellular component: focal adhesion; cytoplasm. Gene Ontology annotation, molecular function: actin filament binding; phosphatidylserine binding; calcium channel activity. Gene Ontology annotation, biological process: mitochondrial calcium ion homeostasis; apoptotic signaling pathway; plasma membrane repair. NCBI's taxonomy places the organism in Eukaryota, Metazoa, Chordata, Mammalia, Carnivora, Felidae. The transcript is spliced from 25 exons. The coding region runs from base 132 to 2135 and encodes 667 amino acids.